Anopheles moucheti is the source of this 1447-nucleotide messenger RNA. RefSeq names its product zinc finger protein 184-like. Gene Ontology annotation, molecular function: RNA polymerase II cis-regulatory region sequence-specific DNA binding; DNA-binding transcription factor activity; zinc ion binding. Gene Ontology annotation, biological process: regulation of transcription by RNA polymerase II. The record is from RefSeq and is a predicted model, not a curated record. Lineage: Eukaryota; Metazoa; Arthropoda; Insecta; Diptera; Culicidae. Gene Ontology annotation, cellular component: nucleus. The transcript has 4 exons. Bases 34 to 1062 code for a protein of 342 amino acids.
CUGCUCUUCGGGACGGCGAUCGCAUCGCUGAAAAUGUUCCAAAUUUGUCGGUUUUGCUUGUGCCAGGACGAAACGUUACUCAUUCCACUAGAGGAUAUAUUGGAUUUCGGUCUUGCCUUCCCAAAUGUAAUCGCAGUUACGGGAAUAGAGAUAAAUGAGGACAACAUAGCAUCAUACGCCAUGUGCUUGGAAUGUACAACCAAAUUGAAAAGCUCUGUCGCCUUCCGGAAUUGCUGCCUAAGCAAUGAGUCUCACUUUCAAGAGCUUUGCGCUGUUCUGUCUGCCAGUUUUAAAGAGACUCGUAUCAAAAUUAUCGACACAAUCCAGUUAUCGGACAACUCCGAUGAAUCGAUGGACUUGGAUCUAGACUUUCUAGACACGAAUAUCGACGAUUCUCUUGAAAUCAAUGAGGAGCUCUCCCAAAAUGAAAAUGUUAUUGACGAGUGUGAUGAAACUGCGCAAAGCAGCGAUUCGGAUGAAGAGGAAUUCUCGUACUCUGCCAAUUAUAUACUGCCGGGAGAGAUUUUAUAUUCCGACGGUGAGGAUAUCGAAUACUGGAUUGAUUGGGAUAGCAGCUUGAAUCCUUCAGUUCCACCGCCCGACCCAUACAUACUUGACAAAAGACAGCGUAAAAACAAACUUUGCGACAUAUGCGGCAGGAUGGUCAAAUACAUUCCAAGCCAUGUUGAAGUUCAUAAAGAAGAAUGCACAUACAGUUGUGAACAAUGUACAGCAAAAUUCAAGCAAAAAAACAAUUUGAUACAACACAUAAAAACUGUGCACUUGAAAACAGUUACGAAAACUUGCGAGAUAUGCGGCAAAGGAUUCGUUCACCACAAAACGUACAGAUAUCACAUGCUUACUCAUCAAGGUGAGGGGAAAACCUUCGAAUGCUUGGAUUGUUCGAGAACGUUUUCGAAUUCUGUUUACUUGAGGGAUCACAUUAACAGGCUGCAUAAUGCAGAUAAACAAAUGAAGAAAAAGGAUUCAGGAGACCGAAUUCGAAGGAAACGAAGCAGAUCCCACACUGUGAUCGAACAAAUCAACGAUCAAGUGGCAUAAUUUGGAUGGAUAUGUGGCUUCAUAUUCGUUUUCGUACUUGGACUGCCCUUUUUGAAAGCUAAUCAAACAGGAGUGAGACCCGACCGUUUUACACAAAUAAUAAAAUAUCAAGGGUAAGUUGUUCAAGGGAUGAGAAUUCGUACAAAUUGGAUACAAACCAGACAUAGUUAGGUGUGCUUUACUGGCGUUUAUUCAUCUACAAUGGAAUCAAGCCUUCAUUAGCAUUUCACUUGUAGCUAGUGUCUGGCCGUGAUCCGUGAUCCGAUCUGCCCGAGCUGACGAAACCGGUUGCAUGUCGUUGAUAUCGUUAGAGGUUUUCGAAUACAUUCGUUACAGUUCCUGGAUAUUUCCUCAGGGUUUCUAAUAGUUUUCCAUUGGUAUUUCA